AUGCCUGGAGAUGAAGAACAACCUCGUAAUUUCGGAAACGAAAUUGAUUAUCUCUCAGACAAUGUAAACAAACUUACUACAUCAGUGGGUAAGAUUUUAGAGCGUUUUGAUGGGUUGGACACACGUAUGGAACAAGUUAAUAUUAGUGUGGGAGAAUUGAGGCGUAGCGGCAGCGACGAUAAUGGUGGUCGGGUGCGUCGAAACUUUAAUCAUAUUCAUGGGGAGCAAGAAAAUAGUAGGCGACGAGAGGACAAAAUUAAACUCACAGAUUUACCCGAAUUUGAUGGUAGUGCAGACCCUGAAGUACAUUAUGAGUGGGAACGUCGUAUUGAGCGAAUAUUUGAUUUUAAGGACCUUGAUGAUCAAAGAAGGUUUAAGUAUGCUACCUUAAAGUUGUCUCGAUAUGCAUCCUUAUGGUAUGAGAGCAUGAAAAGGGCUCGGGAUAAAGAAGGGAAGGAGAAGCUUCAAUCUUGGGCAAAAUUAAAGAAAACGUUGAGAAUGCGGUUCGUACCAAAAACUUAUAAACAAGACCUUUUUAGACUGCUUGAUACAUUACAACAAGGUGGGUUGUCCAUCGAGCAAUACACUAAGAAGUUUGAUAAUCUUAGCUUAGCUUGUGAUAUUGAAGAAGGUGAAGAGCAACGUAUGAGCAGGUUCUUGCGUGGUCUUAAUAUUGAUAUAGCCAAUGUAGUGGAAUUGCAACAAUUUUGGACAUAUGAUGAGCUUAGUUCUUUGGCUUUAAAAAUUGAGAAGCAACUACGUGGCACUAAAUGCCAAGGGGUCGGACAUUAUGCACGUGAGUGUCCCAAUAAACGUGUAAUGACAAUGGAGGAUUGGCAUGAGGCUACAAAUUAUGCAUUGACCAUAGCUUCACAGAGGGAUAAAGUACAACAAGUAAAUGAUGAGGUGUUAGUGGAAACCGAAGACGAGGAAGAGAAUAUUGGAGAGCAUAUAUAUGGGGGUGAUAGUGAUGUUAGUAUGGUGCUCCGAAGGACUCUACAUUCUCAAUCGGUGACGGAGGAAAACGAGCAACGUGAACUCAUAUUUCAUUCAAAAUGUUUGAUUGGUGGCAAAAAGAGGAGUUUGAUUAUUGACAAUGGGAGUUGUACGAAUGUUGUAGCACUCUCUUUGGUGGACAAAUUGAAGCUUCCUACUAAACCACACCCUCGACCCUACAAGUUGCAGUGGCUCAACAAUGGUAAUGAGGUAAAAGUAAAUAAGCAAGCAUUAAUUUCUUUUAGCAUGGGGUCAUAUGUUGAUAAUGUGCUUUGUGAUGUUGUUCCUAUGGAUGCAUGUCAAUUAUUAUUGGGUAGACCUUGGAUGUUUGAUAGGGAGGUGUCGUACCUUGGGAAACAAAAUGUUUAUUCUCUUUUGUUUACCAAGAAAAAAAUAAUUUUAGAACCUUUGACCAGAGAACAAAUACACAAACUCCAUAAAAAGCCCAAAAAAGAGAAUAUGUUUGCCACUGAAGGUGAAGUUUUGAGGGAAAUUGGAGACGGCAGUAAGUUGUAUAUUAUCUUAAUGAAAGAAAUGGAGUCAAAAGAAGGGGAUAACACCUCAAAUCCCUUCUUAAAACCUUUAUUAGAAGAGUAUAAGGAUGUGUUUCCUAUUGAUUUACCUCAUGGCUUACCUCCAUUACGUGGGAUUGAACAUCAAAUUGACCUUAUUCCUGGUUCUCAACUUCCUAACAAACCAGCCUAUAGGUGCAAUCCCGAGGAGACUAAAGAAUUACAAAGACAAAUUGAAGAGUUGAUGGGGAGAGGUUAUGUGAGAGAGAGUAUAAUUCCAUGUGCAGUUCCUGCAUUAUUAGUGCCAAAAAAAGAUGGUACAUGGCGUAUGUGCAUUGAUAGUAGGGCGGUAAAUAAUAUAACGUACUAUUAA
Messenger RNA from Chenopodium quinoa (quinoa), 1881 nucleotides. RefSeq lists its product as uncharacterized. The coding region runs from base 1 to 1881 and encodes 626 amino acids. Lineage: Eukaryota; Viridiplantae; Streptophyta; Magnoliopsida; Caryophyllales; Amaranthaceae. The record is from RefSeq and is a predicted model, not a curated record. The transcript is spliced from 2 exons.